This is a messenger RNA of Aricia agestis (brown argus), 2126 nucleotides long. RefSeq names its product separin (gene Sse). Gene Ontology annotation, molecular function: cysteine-type endopeptidase activity. Lineage: Eukaryota; Metazoa; Arthropoda; Insecta; Lepidoptera; Lycaenidae. Gene Ontology annotation, biological process: proteolysis; meiotic chromosome separation. Gene Ontology annotation, cellular component: mitotic spindle; nucleus; centrosome. The record is from RefSeq and is a predicted model, not a curated record. The transcript is spliced from 13 exons. The coding region runs from base 57 to 2105 and encodes 682 amino acids.
AAAACAAACCGAAAAUUUCAAAUUAUUUUCUGUUUUUAUAAGUUUGUGUUAAUAAAAUGGAAGAUUUUGAUGUAUUUACUGACGAAAUAGAAUUCAGUAGACCUGUUUAUAAAAAUCUAUUGAACAAAUAUGUAACUGAAAUACCUCGGACACCAAGUGGGCCAAAUUAUGAAAGUAGCAGAAAAUUAAUAGCUGAAGAGUUUUUGAGUGAGGGCAAUGAAAAGGCAUGUGCUUUUUAUCUGAGUGAAACUGCUUCAUCAUCAGUACGUACCUUAGCGGUCUACAGAGAUGAACAAAUGCAAAAUGCUAAAAAUAAAAUGCAGAAAAUUAUAAGCUACAUAAAGCCUAUACAAGAGAUAGUAAAUUCUACUGUAUCUUCUAAACAAGAUGAAGAGAUAUUGAAGUGUUUAUCAGACACAGAGGAUACAAAAAGAAUAUUAGAUCAAUAUGAAGUUGAAGAUGUGCCAUUUUACAAGCAGUACAUGAAAUUUAGUACUCAGAACAAUGUAGAAAACUUUGUAAAGAUCAUCAAAGAAUUGCCUAAAGAAUGGACAGUUGUUCAAUUGACAACCAGAUUCAAUCCUAAUGAAAACUUAAAGCCACAGACUGAGUACAGAACAGAGAUUGACGCAAUCUACAUUACGUUGCUGACCAAUGACUAUAGUACUCAAUAUGGUCCCCUUACAGUGUGUGCUCCGGCUAAUAUAACUAAAGAUGGUGAGAUGCCAUUGUUUGCUGAACUGUAUUCUAUCUUACAUGAAAAUUUCAAAACUAUAGAAGAUGCACAUUUUUCCAACAAAAAACUAGUGAAGAAAUACUGGGAGAGGAGAGAAGAUAUUGAUCUCAGGAUGAAGAGUGUGCUGAAUGUAAUGUCAAGAGAUUGGCUCGGGGGAUGGUGCAGUCUUCUCACAGGGAAACUUGUAGAUGAAGCACUAAGGAACAAGCUGGUCAAACUUGUUGAUUGCACUAUUGAUGAUUGGGGAUUUAUAAAACUUACAGCAAAACAAAAAAUAUUGCUAUACAAUUUAAUAGAAAGCUGUAUAGAAAUUGAUAUUAUACAAAUAAAGUCAUGUAUAAGGACUAUUUUAACAGAACAUGGAAAUAUUGAUGAAGUAAGAACUGUUUUAAAAGGUUUUGAGUGUGAGGCAUGCGCUGAAGACUUUCAAUUUUUAAAUGAUCUAUGUUUAAAUUGUCUAACAAAAUCAUUUCAACUUAUUCAUCACUUUUCGUUGGCUGAUGGCAUUAAAGCCUUCUCUGAACUGGCAACACAAGUGAAAGACGAUUGGAGUGACUUAAAAAAUGCAGAGAGAUAUCCAGUUAUUCUGAUUGUUGAUGAGAUUAUUGAUCCUUUUCCCUGGGAAACAUUAUCUGUGCUAUACAAUCAGCCUGUGUCUCGAAUAGAAAACAUACACUUUUUAUAUUUUCUGUUCAAAAAACAUGAGAAACAAAUAGUCAAUGGAUACUUCUGUGCUCAAAGUGAUAUUGGAAGAUAUGUUAUUAAUCCAGAAAAAAAUCUUGAGUACAUGGAGAAUCGCAUGAAAUCGUUCCUGAAAUAUUGGUGUCAGUCGUGGACGGGGCAUAUCGGAGAGGCGCCAACUCCCGAGGAUUUCUUCAACUAUAUCACCAAAUCAGAUAUAUUUUUGUACUGCGGUCACGGCGACGGCUGGCAGAUGGCGAACGGCAACACGAGCACCAACAUCGCGGACGGCCGCUGCAGCGCGUUGCUGUCGGGCUGCGGCUCCGUGCGACUAGCGCGCGCGCCCGGCCGCGCCCCGCCCGCCGCCGCGCACCACCAUCUACACGUGGCCGCCUGUCCCGUGGUGGUGGGUAUGCUGUGGGAGGUCACUGACCUGGAGGUGGACAAGGUGAUCAGCCGGCUGCUCUCCCUGUAUGUGCCCACUGACGCGCCGGUAGACUGGACCAGUGUUGGAAAAGAGAAAUGGAGUAUGGGACAGAUCGAUCUGAGCAAAAGUCAGAAGUGUCCGCCGGCCCCAGAAUGCGACUUACUGAAGGCGAUUUGUCGCGCGCGAUCCGCGACUAACUUCACUAUGAUCGCAAGCAGUCUGGUUGCCAGGGGCUUGCCCGUUAGAGUCGCACAAGACUGAGUAAAUAUACGAUUUCUAUUA